Molecule: messenger RNA, 1305 nt
Organism: Jatropha curcas
Lineage: Eukaryota; Viridiplantae; Streptophyta; Magnoliopsida; Malpighiales; Euphorbiaceae
Biological process (GO): regulation of DNA-templated transcription
Molecular function (GO): DNA-binding transcription factor activity; sequence-specific DNA binding
Source: RefSeq, a predicted model, not a curated record
UAAAAUAGAAAUUUUCUAAAAGCUUUCUAUCUCUCAAAGCUUCCAGUAAGAUACAUAUCAUCUCCCUACUCCUUCUACACUAUUCUUCUUCUAUCUUCUUUUCUUCAAGUCAAUGCCAAAUGAAAAGAAAAGUUCAACCCAAUAUGAUCCUUUUGACUAUAAUCAUGACGGACCGAUCCGAGAAGCUGCGUUUCCGUUCUUGAUCGAUAAUUCAUUCACAUACACUGAACCAUCAACACUGAUUACACAAAACUCGUUACAAGCCUUCGAUCUCAUGCACAUGAGCUUCACCGACUACUUACAUGGCUCUACGGACUAUCCAACAGCCUUUGACAUGUCUGAGGUAAUUUGUCCUAUCCAAGGUUAUUCAACGAAAAUUGAUGCUGCUGCAGCCACCAAAAUCGAAAACCCUUCAACAGAUUCAUCGAUAUCUUGUCCUUCUAAUGAUUUAGCAGCCCAACAACACUCCCAAAAAGUCAAGAAAGAAAAGCAGCCGCCAACAGGACAUGGAAAUGGGAAUGAUAAGUCUAAUAAGGAAGUAAGCAAGCCAAAAAAGAAAGAGAAACAACAAAGAGAACAGCGAUUUGCUUUCUUGACGAAGAGUGAAAAUGAUCAUCUUGAAGAUGGAUACAGAUGGAGGAAGUACGGACAGAAGGCAGUCAAGAACAGCCCUUAUCCCAGAAGUUAUUAUAGAUGCACCAGCCAGAAAUGCAGAGUCAAGAAACGGAUAGAAAAAUCAGUCGAAGACCCAUCAAUUGUUAUCACAACAUAUGAAGGGCAACAUAACCAUCAAUGCCCAGCGACUGCAGGUGGAACACGGUCACCUUUGCUUCUUGCAUCAACAUCGUCAAUCGUCAAUACAAGCUUUCCUCUGGAAUUUCUAGCCCGCUUCCUUCUGCCAAAUAACAAAGAUGAUAAUGCCUUGUUCUAUCAAUAUAUAAAUGCUCCACAUCAGCAUCUUCAUCUGCCUGAUUUUGGUCAAUUGCAGGAUUUAGUUCCCUCCAACACCUUUAUCUUCGGACAGCAGCCAUGAACUCUUAAUUUAGCUUCUUUCUGUAUUACUUGGAAUGAAGUGAUUUAGUAAUACUAAGGAGGUCUCAUUUAGCCGUUGAAGUAAUUGUCUUUAGAAGAAGAUGGAGCUCAGAUAUCUAGAUACGAAAUCUGAAAGAAUCAAGUAUGUGUAAAUUAAUGUGUUACUUUAUUGGACGGUGCAAUUGCAACAUUGUUGGAAGGACUAAUUAAAUUAUUAGGAUAAGAAUUGCAUUUGGGUCCUCCUAUACACUAAUGCAGUUACCAAUUGUCACA